This is a messenger RNA of Cydia splendana, 1641 nucleotides long. RefSeq names its product potassium/sodium hyperpolarization-activated cyclic nucleotide-gated channel 1-like. Bases 1 to 1599 code for a protein of 532 amino acids. Gene Ontology annotation, cellular component: HCN channel complex. The transcript is spliced from 5 exons. Gene Ontology annotation, molecular function: voltage-gated potassium channel activity. Lineage: Eukaryota; Metazoa; Arthropoda; Insecta; Lepidoptera; Tortricidae. Gene Ontology annotation, biological process: potassium ion transmembrane transport; regulation of membrane depolarization; sodium ion transmembrane transport. The record is from RefSeq and is a predicted model, not a curated record.
AUGGAAAACACGAAGCAUGCGUGCAUGCUGCCUAAGCCAACGGUCUAUGAGGACGAACUACACCCAACGGCCAACUACUGUCAACGUAUAAGGAGUCGUAUGCGUAACCUCCUGUUACCUUGCGACUGGCACUACGGCACCGUCGUGUUCCUGAGAAGCCGCAAGGGCCUAGAGUUGGAGCGACAGCGGCAGAUCGCCUCGGGACACUGGUUCAUCUGGCACCCGUACAGCCCGGCUAAGUUUUACUUCGAGUGCUUCCUGUGGGUGGUCAACGCCUUCUCCGGGUUAUACGCGCCGUUGCAGGUGUUUCUUACUUGUAAAUUUGUCAGUGUAGAUUUGUUGUUUUUACAAACAAAUCUUGAUUUUCACAUUAAAGAAAUAGCAUCAUAUGUGCGAUAUGUUUUUAUUUUAGGUCCAAACCCAGCGAACCCUUUAAUCUUGGCAGCAGACUUCUUGACAUUCUGUGAGAUCAUUAUCAACUUUUGUUCGGGCUACAAUGACGAGAACAACAAAGAAAUUGUUCUCGAGCCCAGAAAGAUUGCAUGCAGGUACAUCAAAGGCCCUUUCUUCAUAGAUUUGAUCGCUGCUGUACCGUGGCAACUUUACCAGCCUUUCAGUGACUGUCGGUACCCUUCGCACACAGUUUUUCAGCCAACGAAACUGAUUCUCAGAUACAGAUCAUUGUUAAAGAUACGUGAAUCUAUAAUGGAACAGCUUGAAGUCCCCUAUUUCUGCACUGUCAUUAUUACGGUCAUCAUCAGACUCGUAUACUUUUUUAAUUGGAUGACUUAUUGGCAGUAUCAAGUGCCGGUGAUCUGCGUACAUUACUAUGACCUUAAUAACUUAGGGAAGGCGGAGGCAGAGUGGCUAAAUCGUUUAAACGUCGAUCCUAGGGUGGACCCGCUCACCAAAUACAUCACUAAUCUAUACUUUGUAUGCGGAAGGUGCUUCGGCGUGGGUUAUGUGCCCCCGGUGCGGAACCACGUCAUGCCGGAGAUGAUCCAAAAUUGCAUUACGGACAUCUUCAGCCUAAUCUUCUUAACAUAUUGCUUCAUGACCGUCCUUCGUUUAAUUUUGUGUUCGCAAUCAAAUUUCAUAUUCGACGGCGCAAUGAAGGAUUUAGAGAAAUACAUGAGCAUCAAACGCGUGCCGAAACCUUUGCAGAAUAAAAUACGAUUGUACAUCAAUUAUAAGUUUGGUGGAAGUUAUAUGGACGAGAAUCAUAUCCUGAAUACUAUCAACGAACAUAUUAAGCAAGAUAUCAACAUGCAUACAUGCCGGCGACUAGUUGUGACUGUGCCGCUGUUUAAAGGGUUUCCAGUUAUGCUGAUUAACACUAUCAUAUUUAAACUUAAGCAAGAAGUCUUUCUUCCAGGACAGGAGGUGAUAAAACGCGGGCACUUGAUUGAGAGCAUGUAUUUCAUUUAUUAUGGGACUGUGGUGUUUACAGAUGAACACGGCGGAGAGGUACAACAUUUAAACGACGGAGCACAUUUCGGCGAGGCUGCACUGUUGCGUCCCGACGAGCCGGCAACGACGACGGCCACUGCGCUUGAGAUAAGCGAGAUAUACACGUUAGCAGCCCAAGUAUAUUACUAGCAAAGGUUUAAAGUUACUUUGCUAAAGGUCAGUGCGUAUGAU